AUGGCCGAUCCAACGCCCGUCGGAGCCGCAAUCGAGCUGCCAAUACUCGACAUUUCCAACCCCGAGGAUCCCGCCGUCGGCAAGGCUAUGCUGGACGCUGCUACGAAGUACGGCUUUCUCUAUGUAGACAGCAAAGGGACCGACUUUACCGCUGAAGAUGUGCGCAAAGCGUUUGAACGGUCGAAGAAAUUCUUUGCUUCGCCUGUAGAGGAGAAGGAGCCCUGUCGUAUUCAGUCGAAUAACCGCGGUUGGUCUGGAAUGCACUCUGAGACUCUAGAUCCUGAGCAUCAGCGGACGGGCGACUUCAAAGAAAGACCUAUAAGAGCUUUCAAUUUCGGGGAAUUUACCACGGAGGGCAAAGCCCAACAACUCCUCCCGCCAGCACUCGCCCCCCACGAGACUGAAAUCGGCAACUUUGCAUCUCUCUGCACCAAGACCUGCAACCGCAUCCUCAGCCUGUUAUCCCUUGGGCUCGAAAUCUCCCCCGCAUUCUUCACAACCCGGCACGACCCCACCAAAGGCUCGACAGGCUGCAUCCUCCGAUACCUGUACUACCCAUCCAUAUCAGCUCCCCAAACCGCAGAGUACGACCAUGCCGUUGAUGUGCGCGCCGGCGCACACUCCGAUUACGGGAGCAUCACACUGCUAUUCCAGAGACCCGGGCAACCUGGGCUGGAGAUCCUCACGCCUGAGGGAACAUGGGCACCUGUUGCUGUGGAGCCCGGGAAGCCAGCUCAGGGCCAGGACCAGAAUGACGCGAAUGGUGAAUUUGCAUUCCCUCCUAUCUUGGUGAACAUCGGCGACCUGCUCAGCUACUGGACGGACGGACUACUGAAGUCAACGGUGCACAGGGUUGUGUUUCCGGCGUCGGAGCGGACGGGGAAUAGCUCGCAGGAUCGGUACAGUAUUGUGUUCUUUUGCCAUCCCGUAGAUUCGACGGAGUUGGUUCCUGUGCCUAGUGAGGUGGUGAAGGCUUAUCGGGAGGCGAAGGGCGCGAAGGCGGAGGAGCAGGUGGGAUUUGGAGGUGGAGCUGGAGGUCUUGAACCUGGCAAGAGGGCGCUCACGGCGGCGGAGCAUCUUGCGAUGCGGUUGAAUGCGACGUACGACUUUAGGCAGGAGGCAACUACUGCAGGUGCGUAG
Messenger RNA from Aspergillus mulundensis, 1140 nucleotides. Its product is annotated as putative oxidoreductase, 2OG-Fe(II) oxygenase family. Bases 1 to 1140 code for a protein of 379 amino acids. The record is from RefSeq and is a predicted model, not a curated record. The transcript is spliced from 6 exons. Lineage: Eukaryota; Fungi; Ascomycota; Eurotiomycetes; Eurotiales; Aspergillaceae.